AUGACGGCAAUCUCAAUAAGAGCGGACCUGAAACAUACCAUCGCGCCGGCGCAUUUACAGACGUUCGUAUCGGCGCCCGCAGGCAACACGCACCUUCCGAAUGAGCAAUCGCUCGCCCGCCAGAUACUGCACAACCUCCAGUAUCAGCACUACUGGUCGGACCUGCAGGUGCACACGCACUCACCGACUACCAACGACCUUCUACCCCGUCCGCUGGUCUCUGGCCUACCACCGCAACGUUUAUACGUUCAUCCCGAUGAGCAAGUGGAGUUGCUGAAGAAGGCCGACCGCGAAAGGAAAGCGCGCGCUGCGGGCGAGGCAGGUGGACUGGAGGUCAAAGCGGAGCCUGAACGAGAAUGGGUACUGCCUACCAGACUGAACGAGACGUGGACGCUGCGUAAGCUAGCUGGCGUGUUCGAUGUUAUCAGUAUGGUCCCGCCUACAACAGGCUCGUCAAAUACUGGAGGGGACACAGCCAAUCCCUGGAGGACAACAAAGCGUGUCGUAUUAGCGACAGUAGACUCGGACAGCACAGUCGUCUACUACAUUGUCCACGAUGGCGUCGUCAAGCCGCGACAGAACUGA
Molecule: messenger RNA, 585 nt
Organism: Pyrenophora tritici-repentis Pt-1C-BFP
Lineage: Eukaryota; Fungi; Ascomycota; Dothideomycetes; Pleosporales; Pleosporaceae
Product: Sen15 domain containing protein
Biological process (GO): tRNA splicing, via endonucleolytic cleavage and ligation; tRNA-type intron splice site recognition and cleavage
Cellular component (GO): tRNA-intron endonuclease complex
Molecular function (GO): nucleic acid binding; tRNA-intron lyase activity
Source: RefSeq, a predicted model, not a curated record